AGCCAAUCUCUCUCUUCAGCUAUGCCAACCACACCACCCACACAAGGGCGGCCUGUUGCUGCCCCUUCUCCUCCUUGGCGCGCCUCCCGGAGCGGCUUCGCGUGCUGGAGAUCUCCGGCGCGUCUCUGGACGGCCUCGCGGUCGGCGGCGCCGUCGCCGCGUGCCCCAGUCUCGCCGACCUCACUCUGCUCAAGUGCCAGUGCUCUGGCUACGUGUCCAGCGCUGCCGCCUUGACUUGGUAGCGUGCAUAGCAUCUUGUCCGAGCAGCUGUCUCUGCGUGGUGUCCAGUGGAGCUGGGGCAGCACCCGGUGAUGAACAUUGCGUCCUGUGGUGGUUCCGAUGCGAGGGAGCCUUUUCCCGAGGUCGAUCUUGCUGAAUUCUUCGACAGCCACCCAAAGAUUCGCUCGCAAGUUUGAGAUCCAUGAUGCAAUGCAACCCCGGUCUGCGUCCCGAUGGUGCCCGUCGCCUGUUCGACGGAGUGCUCGACCCAGGUCGAUGCCGUCGACCAAGCCCAUGACGCCGCCACCGUCGCAGCGGAGGUUCGCAACACCACAACUGCGCUCGGCCCCGAGCUCGCCAUCGUCCUCUGCAACACCACGGCGGCCAUCGGUGUAGCCACCUGUGGUCACCACGACAGGUUCCACGGCCUCAACAUCCCCGUGACAGCCAACAUCAGCCCGCCGCCCCACGUCUAGGCCAUCGUUUUCAAGCAAUGGCCGAGCAGUACCAGUGUGGCCAGAAUUACCCAAGUGGGCAUUGGAAGUUUUCUGAACAUGCUGCUGCAGGUAGUUUUCCUAAGCCUAAAAAAAAGGCCAGAGACACUGCGGAUCACGACAAUGUCAGUACUCAGGGGCAUGUUCUCCUGCAAGGGCAGCCUAGUACAGUGGAGUGCAAAGAAUUUAAGAGCAACAAUUGUCCAUGCUUUGGGCUCCAAACCAGAGGGAAGUUUGUUGAUACUGAUUGAGUUGGAGACGUGCAUUGCAUAUCUGAAUUCAUGUGCAGUCAGUGCCUCUGGGAACUAUAGUCAUUGGCGUUUCUUUGUUCGGUUUGAGAGGCUAUGGGCUCCUGGAACUAAAGAAGUGUCUGAUGAUAAUGUUACUGGCCAGUCUCGGGUGGGCGGAUGGGAUUGAGAGCGCAUUCGAGCUAUUGGUGCUCAUAAUGCAGCAAGCUUGUCGCUCUACGCUCACUUAUUGUUUAUCGCAAGCUGGACAACUCUAUUUCUCUGUUGGGUGAGCAGCACUGGCCAUUCCCUGAACCUGAUGUGGAUGCCUGCAGGCGUGAAGACAUACAAGCUACAAUCGAGGGGUGUCCACGGUGGUAUUACUCAUGUGAUCUUCCCAGUGCUCCAGUUGCCGUUUCGACCGAAUACCCUACCGGUGAUGUGCAUAAGUCAUGCGAUCCUGGGAGGGUCACAAGGCAGACUUCUGAUAUUCAACUGUCGCAGAUUCUAAUGGCAAUUGUAAUCAGCAUGAGAGCACUGGGCAUGGGUGGUAUGGUGUCCUCUUCCUGCUACAAUCAAGGACAUUUCCAAGGAAGGUGGGGUGUCGUCGCUGUUGUUGCCGGCUUCGUGCAAGGCUCCGUCGACAGCUUCAACGACUACUUCAGCAUCUCCUUCAACUCGGUCGCCAUCGCCCACAGCUACUACCCCCACGUCGUUCAAGUCAACGCCAACUUCCCCUUUUACCUUUCUUCCUCCUCGGCUCCUCUGGAGAGUGCUUCCUCCAUUCGUGUACCGAUGAACUGUAACCUGCUACUGCAACAGAGAGUGUAGAUCGAACCCUGUGUCCAUCUAUUCCCUUACACUUCACCAGCCAACCAUUACACAAUUGCAGUCACACCAUGCUGAUCACCCUCGAGUCCCUAGCCAGGUACGGUCCAGGACUGCGGAGGAUGGUAAUUAGGACCUCCUCCAAGGUAAAUAACUGCCUCCAUUCAGUGCUGCAAAACUCUUCAUUCUGUUUCUUUCUCCUUGUUUCCCUGCACCGACAACUAGAUACAUACGUACGCACUGAUGGCAGAAGCUUGUCAGCAAAAUCAACACCAUUCAGCUUUGGUUACUCCAUCAAAACAGUAUCAUAACAUCCAUAGGAGUUUGCUGCUUAUUAUAUAUAAGUGGCUUCCCUCUCUGCAUAGCAUAGCUUCCCUCCUAGCACUCACCUCUUGCAUUCCAUGCCCAAUACCAAACUGUGAGCUAGGCUUCAGAGCUCGGAUCAGCCAUGGCGAUCGGAGCUGUGCUGUCGCAACAAUGGAGCUUGUUGCUCUCGCUUGCGGCGCUCGUGGCUCUGUGGUGGGCCUGGAGGGUGCUGGAGCUGGCCUGGGUCACCCCGCGGAGGCUGGGCCGAGCGCUCCGGGCUCAGGGCCUCGGCGGCAGGGCGUACCGCUUCCCGUUCGGCGAUCUGCAGGAGUUUUCCCGGCUGGUCGCCGUGGCCCGGUCGGAGCCCAUGCUGCCGCCGUCGCACGAUAUCACAGCGCGGGUGGCCCCUCUGUACCACAGCGUGAUCAAGGAGCAUGGGAAGAUCUCCGUGACCUGGUUCGGCCCGACGCCGAGGGUGAUCGUGAACGAUCCUAAACUGGUGCGGGAGAUACUAGCCAACAAGUCCGGGCACUUCCGGAAGCGCAAGUUCAGCAAUGGCAUCGUCAGGCGGCUGGCCAACGGGCUGGUGAGCCACGACGGCGAGAAAUGGGCCGCUCACCGGAAGAUCAUCAACCCCGCAUUUCAUCUUGAGAAACUCAAGAAAAUGAUGCCCGCUUUCGUUGCCUGCUGCAAUGAGCUGGUAGCUAGGUGGGAGGAUCAUGUGGGAUCCGAUGAGGCCAAGGAGAUUGACGUGUGGCCGGAGUUCCAGAACCUCACCGGCGACGUGAUCUCCCGUGCGGCGUUCGGCAGCAGCUUCAGCGAAGGGAGGAGGAUUUUCCAGAUACAGUCGGAGCAGGCCCAGAAUGUGGUGAAGAUGCUCAACACCCUAUACCUCCCAGGUUUCAAGUUCUUACCAAUGCAGCUCAACAGACGGGUGAAGGCGAACGCGUGCGAGGUCGAGUCGCUGCUCAAAGGCAUAAUCGGCAAGAGGGAGAUGGCCAUGAGAGAAGGCAGCGCCAGCAACGAUGACCUGCUGGGCGUGCUGAUGGAGUGCAACGCCGCGGAGACCAAGGAAGCCAAGGAAGCCGGGAGCACCAAGCCCAUCAUGACCAUGGACGACAUCAUCGGGGAGCUCAAGCUCUUCUACUUCGCCGGAAUGGACACCACCGCCGUGCUUCUCACCUGGACGCUGGUCGCGCUGAGCAUGCACCCCGAGUGGCAGGACCGGGCGAGGGAGGAGGUCCUGCGCGUCUUCGGGGACAAGGACCAGCCGGACCUGGACGGCAUAAACCAGCUCAAGGUGGUGGCCAUGGUGCUGCACGAGGUGCUCAGGCUGUACCCGCCGGUGAUCCAGUUCGACCGGCAGACGUACACGGAGGUGGAGCUGGGCGGCGUCAGGUACCCGCCGGGGGUGAUCCUCUCGCUGCCCAUCGUGUUCCUCCACCACGACCCGGACGUCUGGGGAGAGGACGCCGACGAGUUCAGGCCGGAGAGGUUCGCCGAGGGCGUCUCCAAGGCGUCCGGGAGCUCGUCGUCGCCGGCGUUCUUCCCGUUCGGGUGGGGCCCACGGGUCUGCGUCGGCCAGAACUUCGCGCUCAUCGAGGCCAAGAUGGCGCUGAGCAGGAUACUGCAGCGCUUCCAGUUCGGGCUGUCGCCGUCCUACAGGCACGCCCCAUUCCCGGUCUCCACCCUGCAGCCUGAUCAUGGCGCGCCCAUCAUGCUCAAGAAACUCUAGCCGCAACAUGUCUUAAAAUAAAUCUCAGCAUAUUGUAAACCAAGAGAGAUAAUGAGAGCUAGUUAUAAAUCUCAACAUGUAUUUGUUUGUUUUCUGUGGGUUUUGUUUAAGAGAUUGUUAUCAGAGGUGAUCCUCAAAUAGAUUGUUUUCAUCCAUCA
Triticum urartu is the source of this 3967-nucleotide messenger RNA. NCBI's taxonomy places the organism in Eukaryota, Viridiplantae, Streptophyta, Magnoliopsida, Poales, Poaceae. The record is from RefSeq and is a predicted model, not a curated record.